Papilio machaon (common yellow swallowtail) is the source of this 1287-nucleotide messenger RNA. RefSeq lists its product as uncharacterized. The record is from RefSeq and is a predicted model, not a curated record. Lineage: Eukaryota; Metazoa; Arthropoda; Insecta; Lepidoptera; Papilionidae. The transcript is spliced from 10 exons. The coding region runs from base 220 to 1071 and encodes 283 amino acids.
GCCGUCCUAGUCGGACGGUUCUCUCCGACUGAAGCCUGGCCCCGGAAAGUCUCGCGCAAACCAACAGCCGCCUCUGUUUCUCCAAGUGAAACAGAGGCACGCGAAAUAUUGUGACAAGUUCAAAACUUUCCUCAACUUCUAAGUGAGUGUUUAAUGAUUGGGGACCAGUGCUUCAAGGCGCGAGGUUGACAUCAAAAAGGAUCGGCAAAUGCCAUCAAGAUGCCUGUAAUCAAAUCUUGCUGUUGUUGGCGCAGCUUGCGCCGUGGUUGCUACGCAUCGGCCUCGUACACUAUGAUGUAUUUUGCUGUGACCAUUAUCACCAUGGGUCACUUCAUCGAGGUUGAGCAUCGCUAUCUGAGCGGCCAGAUGACCAAACCUGAGUCGGAGAGCUUCUUGGAGCCAGACAAGAUUACACCCAUUACCGUAUCUUUGAAUAUUACCCUACUGGCCUGCAGCACUCUGGGACUGGUAUCCUGCAUUCUUUUGAUUGUGGGCGUUUAUAAGGACAUUAAGUUCUUGCUGGUGCCGUGGAUCAUCUCCAUGGGACUUGAGACUCUCGUUGAAGUAAUCAACCUCGUCUAUCUGUUCUACCUCCAAACGCUUAACUUCAAUCCAAUAACUGCUUUCCUCUUCACUCUCGACUUUUUCAUCAUCGUCUUGAACGUUUACACGAUGCUCUGCGUAAUUUCCCAGUUCCAAGAAUACCUUGCUGGCCGCGGUACUGCCGCUUUCGACUCCAACGACCGUCUCGCGUCGGUGCAAUACACGGCGACGGCCCCACUCACCACUACCACGAGUUCGGCACCAAGUGGCCGUCGUCGAUCUGCUGGCAGACCAGUACCGAGUCGAUGCGAUCCCGAGGAAUAUUCCGAGGUCCCAACGAAAAUUGCUUCCGUACUUUCAAAGACGUCUCGCUCGACAGUAAAGAAACACGUACAGUUCCCCGAUGAUCGGAGCUGUAUUGAAGAAACUACUGAAGCACCGCCAACUGUUGAAGAAAAACCUGAAGCACGUGUAAUCAGCUCUUUGUGGAUGGAGCUGGAGACGGAGGCGCCUCCGCCGGAACGCUGACGGCGGCGCAGCGAGCAGUACUAUCGGCCGGUGUCGCGCGCGCGUCUCGAACGCCGCAAGAUGUCCGCCGCCGGUGUACCGCCCGCCGAUACUGACACCAAAGACUCAUAUCUAUAGUCAGAGCAAGGAUUGUGAUCGAAAACAUCUUAUAUCUUUGUUUCAAUCAUUCAUUCAAAGAUUACCAUCAAUCCAAAUUAACAUCACAAAAAUUUAUCA